Molecule: messenger RNA, 1303 nt
Organism: Pseudomassariella vexata
Lineage: Eukaryota; Fungi; Ascomycota; Sordariomycetes; Amphisphaeriales; Pseudomassariaceae
Exons: 3
Coding region: 106-1068 (320 amino acids)
Cellular component (GO): cytosol
Molecular function (GO): magnesium ion binding; holo-[acyl-carrier-protein] synthase activity
Source: RefSeq, a predicted model, not a curated record
CAACCGCCGUCUUACAUAUUAUUACCUCGUCGAACUGAGAUCGCGGCUCUGCUACCCAUCUCGAUAAUCUCCCUACUCAAAGGAACAUCUCAUCUCAUAGGCAGCAUGGCCUCAUCCGGAUUGACAAUUAUUCAAUGGCUUGUAGACACACGAGGCCUUUGGCUUGAGGCGACCAAAACGACACAGCUCCAGGAUGCCGCACCUCGUGCUCUCGCACUCCUCACACCGGAGGAAAAGGCCGGCGUGCUUAAAUACUACUUCGUUCGAGACGCCAAAAUGGCGCUUGCCUCGCACCUGCUUAAACACUUCGUCAUCAGCAAAUACGCCGGUGUCCCCUGGUCAGAAACCACACUGACGCGCGAUGCAAACAAGAAACCUAUCUACGUGGAUCCCGCCUCGGGGAAACAGCCCAUUCAGUUCAACGUAAGCCACCAGGCCGGCAUCGUGGCCCUCGUCGCCGUUGCUGGAUAUGAUGUGGGGCAGGUCGACGCCGGCGUCGAUGUGGUCUGUGUGAGUGAGCGGCGGGAUCGGGAUCACAAGGUGGUCAAGGAAGAGGGGUGGUCUUGCUUUGUCGAUAUGCAUUCUGAUGUGUUUGGGCGGUCCGAGGCGGGGUACCUGAAGAAUGAUUUACUUACUUCGCAUCCGGGGGUACCUCCCCUCCGCACGGAGGAAGACAUUGUGGGUUUCAAGCUCAGGAGCUUCUACACGCUCUGGUGUCUGAGGGAAGCUUACGUCAAGAUGACGGGCGAGGCCCUCCUGGCGGAGUGGCUGAAGGAUUUGGAGUUCAAACGGUUCAAAGCACCGAAGCCGGCGGCUGUGUUCAAGCAAGGGGGCGGGGACGAGGGGGAGACUAUCACAACGCAUGAGGUUUUGUUCAAAGGGGCGAAGGUCGAUGAUGCUAACAUUUGCCUGCGCUCGCUCGGGCAGGAUUACAUGACUUGCACGGCGGUGCGGACCCCGAAUAAGAAGGAAGAUGGGCUCAGUUGGGAACUUGGCCCUUUUGAGUUUCUUGAUAUUGGGACUAUUUUGGAUCAUGCGGAGGCGAGUGAUGGUCAUGAACUGCAGUGAUACGGGGAGUGGAAGGGAUCUCUUUCAACCAUCAGUCACGUAUUAGUGCUCGGCUCAACUCCGAGCCAAUGCUUAGUGCUAUGGAAUACGCCUGGAUUGAUUUCAACCUGCAGUCCAACGAUGGUUCAACUCAACAAGCUAGUGCCACCAUGUCCAAAUAAUAGAGACCGAUGUCAAUACUGCCGUUGUUCUCCAUGCAAGUUUCAAGCACGUUUCAGGCUCAACCAUUGGAGUC